Molecule: messenger RNA, 2204 nt
Organism: Cladophialophora immunda
Lineage: Eukaryota; Fungi; Ascomycota; Eurotiomycetes; Chaetothyriales; Herpotrichiellaceae
Exons: 1
Coding region: 354-1328 (324 amino acids)
Source: RefSeq, a predicted model, not a curated record
GUCGUUUCCCCCUCGAAAAUCCACUCAUCCCGCGUCCCGGGUCUGGUGGUCAGCACUUUGGAUUUCUGGGUCUCCCGUUUACCCGCCUCUUCUUUCCUGGGACCGGCGACCCCAUUUCAUACUCCAUCCUGCUCAACCUUCCCUUGACUCUGUCCACUUACUAUCUCACAACACCUACACUGAGGCGGUCUACAGUUUUCCAAGAGGAGACACCGACACUUUGACAAUGCAGCAGAAACCUUUUGAAUUACGACUUCAAGAUGCUGCUUCCUUUCCAACCGCCUAAGAUAAUCCCUCCAUUCGACAGGUAAACGCAAUCGCUGAUUGUUCCGAGUCGACUAUGCGACGGCAUAAUGCUCGUUUCUUCUGAAGAAGCCAAACUUGGAGGCUGGGUCUGCGCGGGUGUAUCGUUGGUGAUAUUGAUUGUUCGGAUCAUUGCGGCGAGGAUACACUAUGGAUCGUUCGACGUCAGCACUGCUAUUUGUGUCGCUUCAGUCGUUACCGUUGUGAUUCGCCUUGUCGUGAAUCAGUAUGUCCUUACUUAUGGCACCUCAAACGACGCUCUGAAUGGAAAAUCGACGUAUUUCGACUCCAAGGACCUCGAAGAUCUCAAGAUCGGAAGCAUUCUAUCACUGAUCGCGCGACUUCUUAUUACGACAAUUUGCUGGCUUCAGAGUUCCUUGUUGUUGCUGUUCUACUCCCGCAUUUUUGAAAUCAGGGCGAAAUGGACCACCAGACUUAUCCGAAUUUGUUGGAUUGCAAUUCCUGUCACCUACGUUGGUGUGGUGCUGGCCACCUUUCUCGAAUGUCAACCAUUUCAUCUAUAUUGGCAGGUCAAACCCAACCCAGGAACAUGCAUCAAAGCUUAUAUUCAGCUGCUUUUGCAAGGAAUUUCAAACAUUAUCCUGGAUUUACUCCUGUUGGCAACUACUUAUCCGCUCCUUGCUGCGGUGCGCCAUCGAAGCAUUUCUGAGCAGCUUAGAGUUGGUGUAUUAUGCUGUCUGGGGGUUUUCUGCAUCGUCAUAACACUGGUUCGGAUUGGUUACAUUUACGCCGAGCAGUCGUAUCAGCCGGUGCGCAGCUUCUUCGCGUCUGUCCAGAUAGCUGCCUCGUGCUUCGUGGCCAACAUGCCGACGAUCUAUGGCUGUGUCAGAAUGAUCAGAAGGCGUAAAUCGCACCAAAUGCAGAGACGGGGAAGUCGACCGGAAGUUUGGCUGCAGCUUCAAGUCACCAAUGAGAGCAAUACUUCAUCCAAUGUCCCGAUCGCCAUGCGAGAGAACAGUUCGUCAAAUAGUUCAGAGAAGAAGUGGUCGCGCCUAAUCCCCUAAUGCCUCGUGGGUGUCGGCAACUACCGGAUUAACAUCCUCCCAGGACCGCGCGAAUCUAUCAUAUUCAUCGCAUAGGGAUAGUCUGAAGGAACUUCCCGUGUGCUUCUAGCCGGAAAACUCCGUUUCUACCAGAAUCCUGAAUGGAGAGCAUUCGCUGAACAGCUCAGGCGUUUGAAAUCCAUAAGCGCCAGUCAGCGAGUCCGGCAGAGUUCAAUGAGCAAGAGCGCAACGAAGUGUUUCAAGGACCUGCAGGUUCGGGUCCUGUCAUCACAGGUCAGAUGUGGUGGAAAGGGAACCCAAUAUAAGGAAGAAAGGGGCCUGUCGAAGAGGUGGCAGAUUCUGACUGCGAAAACGGCAGAAGGGGAAGGCCCCAAAAGUGACAGCAGGCAUAGCUCGAAACUGGUUGCGUGUGAGCAACGGAUCUCCCUAAAGUUGUCACAAGGAGACUCACCCGGAUUGCGGACCAAGAAGCGCAACAAUUGCUAUGCUUCAACCUGACACUCGAUGUGUCGCUUGCGUCGAUGCAACGCUUCUCCGUCAGAAUACCUUUAUUUGGCCACAGCGCAUAUUCGCGGCUGGCCAUGGUGAUAAAGGCGACGAGAUUGGCAACGAGCAGACAUCGAUUCAUGAUACCGGCAUUUGAGGAUCGUUCGGGAGAUACAUUGAUCUCCUAGAGAUGAAGGAGUAGAGGCGAGAAGCCACAGAGGGCUGGAAACCCUGCACCGGAGCGCAGCGAAGUCCCUAGCCCCAUAUCCGUAGAGGAUGUGAAUGGGCCGAUUGUGGUAUAAGGCCACGAUGCCUACCACUUGAACAUAGCGAAAGAGAAAUGACAAGGCAAAACGGGAAUAGACAUGAUAUAUGACAUUUGAAUUAAAA